Melanaphis sacchari is the source of this 1837-nucleotide messenger RNA. RefSeq names its product cell division cycle-associated 7-like protein. The transcript has 7 exons. Gene Ontology annotation, biological process: regulation of DNA-templated transcription. Lineage: Eukaryota; Metazoa; Arthropoda; Insecta; Hemiptera; Aphididae. The coding region runs from base 552 to 1727 and encodes 391 amino acids. Gene Ontology annotation, cellular component: nucleus. The record is from RefSeq and is a predicted model, not a curated record.
AUUUAUCUGUACAACCGUCUGGUGAGCGGUAAAGUGGGAUAGCAACACCGACGCGGUCACCGGGCCUUUAUCUCACACAAUUUGGCGCCAAAAAAACAUAACCGCCGAAUCGCCGUCAUCGGUCGUCUGUGACAUAUAAAUAUAAUUGCAUUUUCUCGUCGAGACGUGACUGAUCACUGAUCUCAUCUGACUCUGAAGGUAGGUUUGUAUUUCAACCGUCGAUACACACUUAACUUUCAAGUAUUCUUAGAUUUUUCGAUUUAUCGUCAGAAUUGUUGAGUUUUUUCGUCCUGUAGCGUUGUCGUCAAAUCGCCGAUAAUCUCGGUACCCAACGUAAUAGAUUAUCUUAUUCGGCCGAAUCAAAAGCACAUGUUCUUGACCGACCCGUGAAAACGAAAGCGCAUCGUUACUGACCGACCAUAAUUUAGCCUUAUGUUCGUAUGAUAUAAAUUUCUCGAAUACGUUCCAUUUUUCGUGCCAUACCGUUUCAAAACACUAUCUAGCUUGGUGACGAAUUAUAUAAUUUAAUAUAAUCGUUAUUGGCAUUCGAAAUGUUUUUUGUAUCGGUAAAGAAGUCUGCGAAGGAAAUCGAAAAUUUGAGUGAAUACGAACGCGAGAGACUUAAGAACAUAGCGGAAAUAGAACUUCAGUUGGCUGAUCCAUUAGAUACCAUACAAAAGUCAGCUAAUGAGUUAAAAUCCUCUAAAAUUAAUGCCACAAAUAAUAGACGUGCUAAAAGCAAAAAGCGCAAAUUCAAUUCUGAAACUGAUAACGAUACAUCUAAUCGUGUGCAUUUUGUGAGACGCUCAUCUCGUAUCAUUCAAGAAAAAAGACAAUCAACUAAUUAUAAUGAACAAAGUGAUGAUGAAAAUGAUAGGAGUGACAAAAAAAAACUUAAACAAGGAUCGUUAAAAAUUAAGUUUCGUUGGUUUAAAUCAAGUGAAUAUCAAAAAUCGGACGAAUUAUAUUAUAGUUCACUUGCUGAUAGUGAUUUUAUUGAUGAUGGUGAUGAAGAGUAUGAAUCUGACUAUGAGUCAUCUGUAUCUGGAUCAAAAAGAAAGCGUAAAACAUAUACACCUCGUUUAGCUGUUUCACAAGUAACACAAGAAAUGAUAGAAAAUAUUUCAUAUUCUUCAUCAGGAAAAGUUUAUAGUCAAUCUGGUACAACUUGUCACCAAUGCAGACAGAAAACUGCUGAUCAAAAAUCAUAUUGUCGAUACAAGGGAUGUAGUGGCAUGCGAGGAAAUUUUUGUGGAUUUUGCUUGGGUAGAAGAUAUGGGGAAAAUGUUGCAAAUGUUUUAGUUAACCCGAAAUGGGCUUGUCCGCCAUGUCGCGGGUAUUGUAACUGUAGUAUUUGCAGACGUAGAAAAGGAAUGGCCCCAACUGGCCAAUUGGCACAACAAGCUUUGGCAGGUGGAUAUGAAUCUGUUAGGCAUAUGUUAAGUAGCAUAGAAGGUGAAGAUCCAGAUGUUACGGACUUGGAAUUUGAUGAUGAAGAUAAUAACCAGAGUGCACCAGAUAAAAAUAAUAUUGCUGAAGAUAACAAUGAGAACGAACAAAACGAUCUUGAAACUCAACGUGACAAUGACAAUGUGUCAGAUGAAGUUAAAUGCAGUGACGAAACAUGCAACUCUGCUAAUCAUGAAGAUAAAUGUGCAAUUAAAGAUCAAGAAACUCAAGAAAUGGUUAUUGACAAACUGUAUAAGCAAUUAUUAUCAGAAGAUUAAUUUAAAGAAAACAAAGAGUCUAUAGCAGGGGUCGGUGAUUAAAUUCUAUGGAGGUCCAGAAAAUCAAAAAAAAAAAAGUUUCGAGGGCCAGUAAAAACUAAAAACUUAGA